ACUGGGACAUCAUGCAGAGGAAGAGCAGCUUCACUGGGCUCCUCAUCACUGCUCUGUGUGCAGUGGUCUCCUGUUGUCUGAACAAACAGUUCCACUUUGUGGAGGAAGGAGGAAAGACCUGGGAAAAGGCUCAGCACUACUGCAGAGAGAACUACAUUGACCUGGCCUUCAUCAGCAACCAAGACGAAGUAGAUGAGUUCAAUGACAUAUCAAGAACGGAUGAUGUUUGGAUUGGUCUGUACAGAGAUCCCUCUCCCCCAACGGAAUGGAAGUGGUCUGGAGGGUGGAACUCAUCAUUCAGGUUUUGGGGGCAAGGCCAGCCAAACAAUAAAUUUGGCAAACAGGACUGUGUCAGAGUUUGGAAGAAAGAGAUGAAUGAUUAUCAAUGCACUGAACAAUAUCCCUUUGUGUGCUUUGAUCUGAACGUGGUCCUGGUGAAGGAGAACAAGACGUGGGAGGAGGCUCUGGAGCACUGCAGGAAGCACUACACUGACCUCACCAGCCUGCUGUCUGAGAAUGAGCAGCUCCUCGUCCAGAGAAUGAUGAAUUCAAAGGGGGCCCAGACAGACCAUGUGUGGACGGGACUGCGCUUCCUGGCCAGCGAGUGGCUGUGGGUGAACGGGGACCCCCUGGAGUACCAGGCCUGGACCGGGGGGAGGCUGCCCCACUGCCCCGCCCAACACCUCCGCUGUGGGACCCUGGCCAGAGAGGGAGAGCUUUGGGGAACCAGGGGCUGCAAGGAGAGGAGGAACUUCCUCUGCUCCAAAUUAGUGACUCCUAGAGGAGCCAGGCAUGUAUGCGUGUGGUGAUAACUGAAGGAAAAACGUAUGAAAGAUCAAUAUGUAUUACUAGCAAUACAUUUGUAUUUAAACAUUAUUUAACCAGGAAGACCUCUUUACAACAGUGUGUUCUCUGUUGACUAUAGGUAUAAAUACCGCAUUUAAAACUAAAUUUGUCAUGAAACCUGAGAGUUAUUUAAAUGAUGAACAUUUUACUCUAUACUGUUGUAGCAAAUGUAGAAUACUUAGCAGGAACUGUACAACCAACUUUGUUAUACUGUAAUAAACACUGUUAG
Molecule: messenger RNA, 1075 nt
Organism: Oncorhynchus masou masou (cherry salmon)
Lineage: Eukaryota; Metazoa; Chordata; Actinopteri; Salmoniformes; Salmonidae
Product: macrophage mannose receptor 1-like
Exons: 1
Coding region: 12-809 (265 amino acids)
Source: RefSeq, a predicted model, not a curated record